Molecule: messenger RNA, 1641 nt
Organism: Alnus glutinosa
Lineage: Eukaryota; Viridiplantae; Streptophyta; Magnoliopsida; Fagales; Betulaceae
Exons: 1
Coding region: 137-1315 (392 amino acids)
Source: RefSeq, a predicted model, not a curated record
UCAAAUUCGAUUCUAGAAUAUCCUCACCCCAUCUCUACGGCCUCCUUAUCCUAGCAUCAGAUACACAGAGCUCAAAAAUCUGAGAAUGAAACUAUAACACCGACCUGCGAGUGAGCAGCAAAGCAUAAAAUGAACCAUGAAUCUCCUCGUCAAUGCAAUGCACACCCUCCCCUCACUUUUCCUCCACACAACUUCCUUCCCUUCCUUUCAAUUUCACUCCCUCCAUUACCCAAUCAAAUCCACCACCAGACUUCCUCCUCGACGCCAAACCAUAACAUGCGCCUCCAACGGCGUCGUAUUCUCCGCUGCCUCCGAUAUCGACAUGGUCAAGAACAAGCAAGGCGUGUACGCGCCCAAGCAGAAAAAGGUUGUGGUCCUCUGGGACCUGGAUAACAAGCCCCCGUGCGGCCCGCCGUACGAGGCGGCUAUGGCGCUGAAACAGGUGGCCCAACGGUUCGGCGAAGUCAUCGACAUGUCGGCCUACGCUAACCGCCACGCGUUCAUCCACAUGCCGCAGUGGGUGGUGGAGGAACGGCGCGAGCGCAAGCAAUUGGACGUGUUGGAGCGCAAGGGCCUGGCCGUGCCCUCCGAGCCCUAUGUGUGCGGGGUAUGCGGCCGCAAGUGCAAGACCAAUCUCGACCUGAAGAAGCACUUCAAGCAGCUCCACGAGCGGGAGCGCCAGAAGAAGCUGAGCCGAAUGAGGUCGCUGAAGGGAAAGAAGCGGCAGCGUUUCAAGGAGCGGUUCAUAUCCGGAAACGAAAAGUACAACGAGGCGGCUCGGUCUUUACUCGCUCCGAAGGUCGGGUACGGGCUGGCCUCGGAGCUGAGGCGCGCCGGGGUGUUCGUGAAGACGGUGGAGGAUAAGCCUCAGGCGGCGGAUUGGGCGGUGAAGAGGCAAAUGGAGCACUCGAUGAGCCGAGGGGUGGAUUGGUUGUUUUUGGUGUCGGACGACUCAGAUUUCUCGGACAUGUUGAGGAGGGCGAGGGAGGCGAAUUUGGGGACGGUGGUGGUGGGAGAUUGGGACAGGGCGUUGGGGAGGCACGCGGAUCUUUGGGUGCCCUGGAUUCGGGUGCAGAAUGGGGAGGUGGCGGAGAAGGAUUUGGUGCUCAAGAGUGAAAGGCGGAGGGAGGAGGAGGAUGAGUUGUUUUCGGUUUCUAGUUUGGAUGGGAAUCUGGAUAGUGAGAGCGACUUGUUGGACGGUCUAGUGGAUGAGCUUGUUGCUGCGAGGACCGAGAUUAAUGAAGUGAGGAUUUCGGCUUUUUCUGAAGGGGAAGAGGAGGAAUGGGAUAGUGAGGAGGAGGAUGGAGAUUACUGAUGUAGCAAUGCAUUCUUUUAUGCAACCCCGAUGUUUUGCUUGAAUUCUUGGAGCAAUUACGAUGAGAUUGAAAGUGGAAGAACCUAAUAUGCAGUUCACUGUUUCCGAGAUGUACAAAGUUGAUAGAUUGGCUUUUCUAGAAAUGACCACAAUGUUCAUCAAAACUCCGAAAGUCGCAGCUUGUAGUGGUAAAAUUUGCAGAAACGGUAUUUGUCUGCUCCAGAACAUCCAAGUAGGUUCCCAUUGUUUGCGUAGAGUUAGCAAAAACUGGAAUUGAUUUCAUAAAUAUAUUAUAAUGAGAAUUGGUACGAUACUAUUCAGGACCA